GAUUGGAAGACCUGAAUCACAUGAUUGGGAGGGGAUUGGAACACCUGAAUCACAUGAUUGGGAGGGGAUUGGAACACCUGAAUCACAUGAUUGGGAGGGGAUUGGAACACCUGAAUCACAUGAUUGGGAGGGGAUUGGAACACCUGAAUCACAUGAUUGGGAGGGGAUUGGAACACCUGAAUCACAUGAUUGGGAGGGGAUUGGAACACCUGAAUCACAUGAUUGGGAGGGGAUUGGAAACACCUGAAUCACAUGAUUGGGAGGGGAUUGGAACACCU
Messenger RNA from Staurois parvus, 278 nucleotides. The record is from the annotation of a GenBank genome assembly. Lineage: Eukaryota; Metazoa; Chordata; Amphibia; Anura; Ranidae.